Felis catus (domestic cat) is the source of this 2079-nucleotide messenger RNA. It is a transcript of the gene SLC6A18, whose product is annotated as solute carrier family 6 member 18. The transcript is spliced from 12 exons. The record is from RefSeq and is a predicted model, not a curated record. Gene Ontology annotation, cellular component: plasma membrane. NCBI's taxonomy places the organism in Eukaryota, Metazoa, Chordata, Mammalia, Carnivora, Felidae. Gene Ontology annotation, biological process: sodium ion transmembrane transport. The coding region runs from base 45 to 1988 and encodes 647 amino acids.
GUACGUGGGGUGUGAGGGGGACCGUGAGGGAGCGAGUGGCAGGCAUGGCGUGCGCCCCGGGCCCAGACCCACGCGGGGCCGGCGGCGGGCACGAGAGGCCCAGCUGGGACAACAGGCUGCAGUACCUCCUGAGUUGCAUCGGCUUUGCCGUGGGCCUGGGCAACAUCUGGAGGUUCCCGUACCUGUGCCAGACGUACGGGGGAGGGGCCUUCCUCAUCCCCUACCUCGUCGCCCUGGUUCUCGAGGGAAUCCCACUCUUCCACAUCGAGCUGGCCAUCGGCCAGCACCUGCGGACAGGCAGCGUCGGGGUGUGGAAGGCCGUGUCGCCCUACCUGGGCGGAGUGGGGCUGGGCUGCCUCACCGUGUCCUUUCUGGUCAGCAUGUACUACAACACCGUCCUGACGUGGGUGCUGUGGUAUUUCCUCAACUCCUUCCAGAACCCGCUCCCCUGGGGCUCGUGCCCGCUGGACCUCAACCGCACAGCCAGCAGCCCCAGGACAAUUAUCUAUGAACUGCACCCCCGGGCGGAGGCCUGCAGAGCCCGGAUCCAGGCCCGAGCCCCGUGGCCAGCCCUUGACGGGCCCUCCCGGGUUCCAGGGUUCGAGGCAGAGUGCCAGGCCAGCAGCCCCGUGAGCUACUUCUGGUACCGGCGGACGCUGAACAUCACGGCCGACAUCAGCGACAGCGGCUCCAUCCAGUGGCGGCUGCUGGCCUGCUUGGCCGCGUCCUGGGCCGUCGUGUACCUGUGUGUCAUCAGAGGCAUCGAAUCCAUGGGGAAGGCAAUUUAUUUCACAGCCCUGUUCCCUUACCUGGUCCUGACAAUCUUCCUUAUCAGAGGACUCAGCCUGCCCGGGGCGGUCAAAGGGUUAACGUACCUGUUCACGCCAGAUGUGCGGAUUCUCCAGAGCCCCCGCGUGUGGCUGGAUGCAGCCACACAGAUAUUCUUUUCCCUGUCCCUGGCCUUUGGAGGACACAUCGCUUUUGCGAGUUACAACCCGCACAGGAACAACUGUGAGAAGGACGCAGUGAUCAUCUCCCUGGUCAACAGCCUGACCUCCCUCUACGCGUCCAUUGCUAUGUUUUCCGUUCUGGGAUUCAAGGCGGCCAACGACCAUGGGCGUUGCCUGGACAGAAACAUCCUCCGGCUCAUCAACGCGUUCGAGCUCCCGGACCAGAGCGUCAACAGGGACGACUAUGCUGCCGUCCUCUCGCACCUGAACGCCACCCAGCCCGAGAGGGUGGCCCGGCUCUGCCUGGAGACCUGCCGCCUGGAAGACUUUCUGGACAAGAGCGCCUCCGGCACGGGGCUGGCCUUCAUCAUCUUCACGGAAGCCAUCCUCCACAUGCCGGGGGCCCCCGGCUGGGCCGUGCUCUUCUUUGGGAUGCUGUUCACCUUGGGCCUGUCGUCCAUGUUCGGGAACAUGGAGAGCAUCAUUACGCCACUCCUGGAUAUGGGGGUCACGCACAGAUUCAUCCCCAAGGAGGUCCUGACUGGGCUGGCCUGCCUGGUCUGCUUCCUCUCGGCGAUCUGCUUCACGCUGCAGUCAGGAAACUACUGGCUGGAGAUUUUCGACAACUAUGCUGCGCCUCUGAACCUCAUGGUCUUUGCGUUCUUUGAAGUGGUCGGGGUGGCUUACGUUUAUGGGGUGCAGCGGUUCAGCGAUGACGUAGAGAGCAUGACGGGGAGGCGGCCCGGCCUCUACUGGCAGGUGACCUGGAAGGUUGUCAGCCCGCUGCUACUGCUCACCAUCUUUGUGGCCUACGUUGUCACCCUGGCCCGGACGCCGCUCAGCUACAAGGCCUGGGACACCCAAUACGUGCGGUUCCCGACGCGGCAGGAGAAGUCCUACCCGGGCUGGGUGCAGGCCGCCUGUGUCCUCCUGUGCUUCCUGCCUGUACUGUGGGUCCCGGCCGUGGCACUGGCCCAGCUGCUAGCUGCACACAGACGGAAGAAGGACACCGGGCGGGACAGGUGCCCGAAGCUGUAGGGCGGAGGGGCCUGCUGAGGGCUGGGCAGGGGGUGGCGGGGAGGGCCAGCCCGUGUGCCACGUGCUCACAUUACACCUGCCCCCAUCCUGA